AUGGCCUCUGGAGACUCUGAGAUGGCUGUCUUUGGGGAGGCAGCUCCCUUUCUCCGAAAGUCAGAGAAGGAAAGGAUUGCGGCCCAGAACAAGCCUUUUGAUGCCAAGACAUCGGUCUUUGUGGCCCAUCCCAAGGAGUCCUUUGUGAAAGGGACAAUCCAGAGCAGGGAAUCAGGGAAGGUCACUGUCAAGACUGAAGCUGGAGAGACACUGACCGUGAAGGAUGAUCAGGUCUUUUCCAUGAACCCUCCCAAGUAUGAUAAAAUUGAGGACAUGGCCAUGAUGACCCACCUCCAUGAACCCGCUGUGCUGUACAACCUCAAAGAGCGUUACGCAGCCUGGAUGAUCUACACCUACUCCCGGACUUACUCGGGUCUUUUGUGCGUCCCUGUCAACCCCUACAAGUGGCUGCCGGUGUACAACCCGGAGGUGGUGUUGGCCUACCGAGGCAAGAAGCGCCAGGAGGCCCCUCCACACAUCUUCUCCAUCUCUGACAACGCCUAUCAGUUCAUGCUAACUGAUCGCGAGAACCAGUCGAUCCUGAUCACCGGAGAAUCCGGAGCAGGGAAGACUGUGAACACAAAGCGUGUCAUCCAGUACUUUGCAACAAUUGCAGCGAGCGGGGAGAAGAAGAAGGAGGAACAGCAGUCAGGCAAAAUGCAGGGAACGCUUGAGGAUCAAAUCAUCAGCGCCAACCCACUGCUGGCGGCCUUUGGAAACGCCAAGACCGUGAGGAAUGACAACUCCUCACGCUUUGGCAAAUUCAUCAGAAUCCACUUUGGAGCCACAGGGAAAUUGGCUUCUGCUGACAUUGAAACUUAUCUGCUGGAGAAGUCCAGAGUCACUUUCCAGCUCAAGGCGGAAAGAAGCUACCACAUAUUUUAUCAGGUCACCUCCAACAAGAAGCCAGAGCUAAUUGAAAUGCUCCUCAUCACCACUAACCCGUAUGACUACCCUUUUGUGAGUCAAGGUGAGAUCACUGUUCCCAGCAUUGAUGACAAGGAGGAACUAAUGGCUACAGAUAGUGCUAUUGACAUCCUGGGCUUCACUGCUGAUGAGAAGACGGCCAUCUACAAGCUGACAGGGGCCGUCAUGCACUACGGGAACCUGAAGUUCAAGCAGAAACCAAGAGAGGAGCAGGCAGAGCCAGAUGGCACAGAAGUGGCUGACAAGGCUGCUUACCUUAUGGGUCUGAAUUCAGCCGACAUGCUCAAGGCACUGUGCUAUCCCCGAGUCAAGGUUGGGAAUGAAUAUGUGACCAAGGGUCAAACUGCACAGCAGGUGCACAAUGCUGUAGGUGCUCUUGCAAAGGCUGUCUAUGAGAGGAUGUUCCUGUGGAUGGUUAUUCGCAUCAACCAACAGCUGGAUACCAAGCAACCCAGGCAGUACUUCAUUGGUGUCCUGGACAUUGCUGGCUUUGAGAUCUUUGAUUUUAACAGCUUUGAGCAGCUGUGCAUCAACUUCACCAAUGAAAAACUGCAACAGUUCUUCAACCACCACAUGUUCGUGCUGGAGCAGGAGGAGUACAAGAAGGAAGGAAUUGAAUGGACGUUCAUUGACUUUGGGAUGGAUCUGGCUGCCUGCAUUGAGCUCAUUGAGAAGCCCAUGGGCAUCUUCUCCAUCCUGGAAGAGGAGUGCAUGUUCCCCAAGGCAACUGACACCUCUUUCAAGAACAAGCUCUAUGACCAGCAUCUGGGCAAGUCCAGCAACUUCCAGAAGCCCAAGCCUACCAAAGGCAAGGCUGAGGCCCACUUCUCCCUGAUACACUAUGCUGGCACGGUGGACUACAACAUCACUGGCUGGCUUGAGAAGAACAAAGACCCCCUGAAUGAAACUGUCAUUGGGUUGUACCAGAAAUCAUCACUGAAAACAUUGGCCUUACUCUUUGCCAACUAUGGUGGAGCAGAAGCAGAGGCUAGUGGUGGCAAGAAAGGUGGGAAGAAGAAGGGUUCUUCCUUCCAGACUGUCUCAGCUCUUUUCCGGGAGAAUUUAAACAAGCUGAUGACCAAUCUGCGAAGCACCCACCCCCAUUUUGUACGCUGCAUCAUCCCAAAUGAAACAAAAACACCUGGUGCCAUGGAGCAUGAACUGGUGCUUCACCAGCUGCGAUGUAACGGCGUGCUGGAAGGGAUCAGAAUUUGCAGGAAAGGAUUUCCCAACAGAGUCCUGUAUGCAGAUUUUAAGCAGAGAUACAAAGUAUUAAAUGCAAGUGCUAUCCCAGAGGGACAGUUCAUUGACAGCAAGAAGGCUUGUGAGAAACUUCUUGGAUCAAUUGAUAUAGACCACACUCAAUACAAAUUCGGUCACACGAAGGUAUUCUUCAAAGCUGGGCUGGUAGGCCUCUUGGAAGAGAUGAGAGAUGAGAAGCUGGCACAGCUCAUCACCCGCACACAGGCCAGGUGCAGGGGCUUCCUGAUGAGAGUGGAGUACCAGAAAAUGGUGGAGAGGAGAGAGUCCGUUUUCUGCAUCCAGUACAACAUUCGUGCAUUCAUGAAUGUCAAGCACUGGCCCUGGAUGAAGCUGUUCUUCAAGAUCAAGCCCUUGCUGAAGAGUGCAGAAUCUGAGAAGGAGAUGGCCAACAUGAAACAAGAGUUUGAGAAAACCAAGGAAGAGCUUGCAAAGUCUGAGGCCAAGAGGAAGGAGCUGGAGGAGAAAAUGGUGAAACUGGUGCAGGAGAAAAAUGACCUGCAGCUCCAAGUGCAGGCUGCUCGUAUUGAGGAACUGGAGGAGGAAAUUGAGGCAGAGCGAACCUCUCGCGCAAAAGCAGAGAAGCAUCGGGCUGACCUCUCCAGGGAGCUAGAGGAGAUCAGCGAGCGCCUGGAAGAAGCGGGAGGGGCUACUGCUGCCCAAAUUGAGAUGAACAAGAAGCGUGAGGCAGAAUUUCAGAAGAUGCGCCGCGACCUCGAAGAGGCCACGCUGCAUCACGAAGCCACAGCUGCCACCCUACGGAAGAAGCAUGCGGACAGCACAGCUGAGCUUGGGGAGCAGAUUGACAACCUGCAACGAGUGAAGCAGAAGCUGGAGAAGGAGAAGAGUGAGCUGAAGAUGGAGAUUGAUGACUUGGCCAGUAACAUGGAGUCUGUCUCCAAAGCCAAGGCAAACCUGGAGAAGAUGUGCCGCACUCUGGAAGACCAGCUAAGUGAAUUUAAAACAAAGGAGGAGCAGAAUCAGCGCAUGAUCAGUGAUCUUAGUGCUCAAAGAGCUCGCCUGCAGACAGAAUCUGGUGAAUAUUCACGCCAGGUGGAUGAAAAAGAUGCUUUAAUAUCUCAGCUGUCUAGAGGGAAACAGGCUUUCACCCAGCAGAUUGAAGAAUUGAAGCGGCAACUAGAGGAGGAGAUAAAGGCCAAGAAUGCCCUGGCCCAUGGCUUGCAGUCUGCUCGCCAUGACUGUGACUUGCUCCGGGAACAAUAUGAGGAGGAGCAGGAAGCCAAGAACGAGCUGCAGCGCGCCCUGUCCAAGGCCAACAGCGAAGUGGCCCAGUGGAGAACCAAAUACGAGACGGAUGCUAUUCAGCGCACGGAGGAGCUGGAGGAGGCCAAGAAGAAGCUGGCACAGCGGUUGCAGGAUGCAGAGGAACACGUCGAAGCUGUGAAUGCCAAAUGUGCCUCCCUGGAAAAGACAAAGCAGAGGCUGCAGAAUGAAGUGGAGGACUUGAUGAUUGACGUGAUUGCCACAUCCAUACUCACACUACAUUUCUCUCAGAUCCUGGCGGAGUGGAAGCAGAAGUAUGAGGAAACACAGGCUGAGCUGGAAGCCUCCCAGAAGGAGUCUCGCUCUCUCAGCACAGAGCUGUUUAAGAUGAAGAAUGCCUAUGAGGAGUCCUUGGACCACCUGGAAACACUGAAGCGUGAGAACAAGAACUUGCAGCAGGAGAUUGCUGACCUGACGGAGCAGAUUGCUGAGGGAGGAAAGGCGAUUCAUGAGCUGGAGAAAGUCAAGAAGCAGAUUGAGCAGGAGAAAUCUGAAAUCCAAGCCUCCCUGGAGGAAGCUGAGGUACAGGCAGUGCUAAUGGUGUCCAGACUGAAAGUAUGGGAGUAG
Opisthocomus hoazin is the source of this 4038-nucleotide messenger RNA. The record is from RefSeq and is a predicted model, not a curated record. Lineage: Eukaryota; Metazoa; Chordata; Aves; Opisthocomiformes; Opisthocomidae.